Messenger RNA from Parnassius apollo (apollo), 1284 nucleotides. NCBI's taxonomy places the organism in Eukaryota, Metazoa, Arthropoda, Insecta, Lepidoptera, Papilionidae. The record is from the annotation of a GenBank genome assembly.
AUGAGAGGGAAAUGUGAGCCACCAAAUAAGACUAAAAAAUCCACUAUAGAUACCGUUGACAGGUUCAUCAAAAAUUUACCAGCUGUACCUUCGCACUAUUGUCGUCAAGACUCAAGCAAAGUUUACCUUCCCCAAGAAUAUAAAAAUGUCACCAACUUGUAUAAACUUUACAAGCAGCAUUACGUGAGUCAGGGUGUGGACGUAGUAAGUGAUAGAAUUUUUCGUAAAAUAUUUCAAGAUAAUUUUAACAUUGGAUUCCAUGUACCUAAAAAAGAUAAGUGCCUUAAGUGUCUUCAAUACGAAAAUAAUAAUAAUCCCGAAAAGCAAAGAGAAAAGGAAGAACAUGAAACAGAAAAAGAAGAAAGUUUUAAAGUUCACAAAAAUAUUCAUAAGGAUGAUCCUUCAACUCUUUGUGCUAGUUUUGAUCUCGAAAAAGUACUUAACACACCCUAUGCACAAUCUAUGCUUUUGUACUACAGUAGAAAACUAGCUGUGUACAAUUUGUGUGUUUAUGAAAAUGGAACUCGUAAAGUUUUCUGUUACUACUGGGAUGAGAGCAAUGGUAAGCGUGGCGCUAACGAGAUUGCAUCUAUAUUACACAAAUAUAUUCAAUCGGUAGAUGCCAGAGGAAACGUCACUCGAUUACUUCUGUAUUGUGACUGUUGUCCGGGCCAAAAUCGUAACCGUAUUGUGUUGGCAAUGUUGCAUUCAUCAUUACAGGAGUGUAAAAAUAUCGACACUAUUCAAAUAAACUUUCUCUUGACUGGACACACUUACAUGCCCGUAGAUACAGUGCAUGCUAUUAUUGAAAACAGAUUAAAGAAUACAACUGUUUACGCACCAUCACAAUGGUUUACAGUUUUUGCAACUGCUAGACAAGAACCAGCGCCUUUCGAGGUAGAAAGACUGAGUUAUGAAGAUUUUUAUAGAUGGGAUAGUAUUAGUGACAAAUAUUAUAAAGGCAACUUAACUGGAAAAAUAAGCAAGAUCCGAAUUAUGACUUUCAGAAAAGACAAGCAAAGCGUUAAAUAUAAAACAUCUAUGAAUCCUACUGCAGCUUCCUUUGAUAUUGAAGUUCAGUCUAAAACCAAGGUAACUCUUUUACCUUGUUAUCGAUCGCAACUUCCCAUAUCAAAAGCUAAAUAUGACGAUUUAGUCAAACUUUGCGUGGACAAAGUUAUUCCUAAUUGCUUCAAACAUGAAUUUGUGAACAUUCCACGCGCAACAAAUGUUAAAGGUUGUCUACCCGAAUCAGACAUUAAAGAUUGUGAUAUUAAUAUUUAG